Messenger RNA from Syngnathus typhle (broad-nosed pipefish), 3573 nucleotides. It is a transcript of the gene jade3, whose product is annotated as jade family PHD finger 3. Gene Ontology annotation, biological process: regulation of transcription by RNA polymerase II. The record is from RefSeq and is a predicted model, not a curated record. The transcript is spliced from 11 exons. Gene Ontology annotation, cellular component: histone acetyltransferase complex. NCBI's taxonomy places the organism in Eukaryota, Metazoa, Chordata, Actinopteri, Syngnathiformes, Syngnathidae. The coding region runs from base 215 to 2599 and encodes 794 amino acids.
GCCACGCGGUACAAUAGCGCUGUUGUGCCGUGUUGGUGGGCCGACUGACUGCAAGCCCGGGAGCAGAAUCCCCCCACAAAAAAAAACUCAAUUUAAAAUAUUACCACGCACGAAUACUUAUCGUUUUGUGGCUAUACACUGUAUUUGACGUUGGACGGCGUACGGAUGGGAUAAAGCGGACCUAGCAACGCUUAGAUUUGAAGGAUGUGACAGGAUGAAGCGUGUCAGGACCUCCAGCAGCAGCGACACUUCUGACAAUGAAAGUCCCUCAACCUCCUUCUGCUCCAACAAGUAUGGCAGCAAACCGGGCACCCCUGCCUCCGACCCGAAGAAACCGGCUGAAGUGUUCCGAAAAGACCUGAUCAGCGCCAUGAAGCUGCCGGACUCGCACCACGUCCCGCCGGAGGAGUACUACCUGCUGGCCGACACCUGGAAGCAGGAAUGGGAGAAAGGAGUUCAGGUUCUGGCGAGCCCGGACACCAUCCCGCAAGCGUCUGUCAGGAUCAUUGCGGAGAAAUCCAAGGAGAUUCUGUACGGCCACCAGAAGAAGUACAUCCAGUGCUCCGGGCAGGACACUGUGGAGCCCGGUUACGUCAACAUCAAGGAGCUGGCCGAGGCCAUGUGCCGCUACGACUUGGACGACGUUGACAUCUACUGGCUGCACACGUUAAACACCCAGCUGCUCUGCAUGGGUGAGGAGCCGGUGGACGAGCUGACGAUGGAGCGCGCCAUGGAGGCGCUGGAGGGCCAGUGCCACGACAACAUGAGGCACGCCAUAGAGACGGUGGAGGGCCUGGGGAUCGAGUACGACGAGGACGUGGUGUGCGACGUGUGCCGCUCGCCCGACAGCGAGGAAGGCAACGACAUGGUUUUCUGCGACAAGUGUAACAUCUGCGUGCACCAGGCAUGUUACGGGAUCGUCAAAGUGCCCGUCGGGAAUUGGCUGUGCCGCACGUGCGUGCUGGGAAUCGACCCGCAGUGCCUCCUGUGCCCCAAAAAGGGCGGGGCCAUGAAGGCGACACGCGCCGGCACCAAGUGGGCGCACGUCAGCUGCGCCUUGUGGAUCCCCGAGGUCAGCAUCGCGUGCCCUGAAAGGAUGGAGCCCAUCACUAAAGUGUCCCACAUCCCACCCAGCCGCUGGUCGCUCAUCUGCAGCGUGUGCAAAAUCAAGACGGGCGCGUGCAUCCAGUGCUCGGUGAAGAACUGCACCACGCCCUUCCACGUGACGUGCGCCUUCGAGCACAGCCUGGAGAUGAAGACGAUCCUGGACGAGGGCGACGAGGUGAAGUUCAAGUCGUACUGCCUCAAGCACAGCAAGCCUAAAGCAGCUGGGGAGGUGGGCCUGAGCCCGGCGCGCGCCAAGCCUCCGGCGCCGCCCUCCGACCCGACCAAGGUGGGCCUGCGGGCGCAGCGGCUUCAAGAACUGGAGGAGGAGUUCUACGCGCUGGUGCGGCCGGACGAGGUGUCGCGGGCUCUAGGGCUCUCGUCGCGUCUGGUGGAUUUUGUCUACCAGUACUGGAAGCUGAAGAGGAAGAGCAACUUCAACAAGGCCCUGCUGGCGCCCAAGGAAGAUGAGGAGAACCUGGUUCUGCAGCCGCACCAGGACAGCAUCCACACGCGCAUGCGCAUGUUCAUGCACCUGCGACAGGACCUGGAGAGGGUGAGGAACUUGUGCUACAUGGUGAGCCGGCGGGAGAAGCUCAAGCUGCUGCAAAGCAAAGCCCAGGAGCAAAUGUUCAACCUGCACGUCACCCUCAUGAGCCAGGAGACCUCUGCUGGCCUUGCUGCAUCCUUCCCGGUGGAGAGUGUUCUGUUCCGGCCUCCUCCGAGGAUCACGCUGAAGCUGAAAAUGCCCAAAGCCUCCAGCAUGGGAAAGUCCUACACCGCGUCCAAAUCGGCCAACGGGCCUCUGUGUCCGGACAACAGCGAGAACGUGUCUGAGCGCGCCAGCGAGGGUCUGGGCCAAGGCAAGCCUCAGCUGCACGGGCACGCCCGGCGAGAGGAGCGUGCCAACGGCAGGGUGGCGGGGAAGCCUCUAGCGGGUAAGCCCAUGGCGGGUAAGCCUCUGGCUGACAAGCCACUGGCAGGGAAGCCGCUGGGCAUGCAUUCCGCAUUGCACGGCCACUCAUCCAACGGCAAAGCAGAGCAAGAGCGCACCUCCAAAAAUGGCCUCUUGAUCGGGCAGAAAGACAGCUCGUGUCAGACACCCGGCGAGCCCGACAUACCAAAGCAACCGCUGGACAAAGGUGCUUUUGGUAAGUCUGCCAUGGAGCACUUUGGCAGGUCCUUCAAAGAGGCCACCAUGAACUUGGUAAGGACCACUGAGGACAUGCGGGCCUCGGACAAGCUCGCCCGCAAAGAAAAACUCUGGCCCAAGGGAGUGUCGGCCAACAACGCGCUUUUGUACCACGACAGCGACGGCUACUGCCCCGACCUGGAGCUCAGUGACUCGGAACCCGAGGCCAAGGGGAGGCACCGGCGCCAGGGCGGUCCACUCCCGCCGGAUGUCGCCCGGAGGGGGCGUGGGAGCAGCCAGAAGGGCGGCAGUGGGCGCGGGAGACAGUCGCUAGGCGCAACCUCACACUGCGUGCAAAGGUGACGACAGACUGUCCGGCUGCACUCGUUGUGCGAAAAUACGAGAUUAGCGUGCUAACCGAUUAGCACCACGUUUGUAAGUAGCACAACUUUUUACUGAACAGCUCACUACAAUCCAUUCCUCAUCGCACAGCUGGAUGUACAGUGUUCUGACCAACGGACCAAAACUAUCAAGACAAAAUGAGAACACCCACCAGGACUCCAGCUGAUGAUGUCACUAAGCCACACCCCUCAAAAUGACAGUGUUUUCCCUGCAGCCUGAAUAAAUGAAUCUCAGCUCUUGGCGGCAAAAUGGCACCAAAGCAAUACUUUCAUAUUAAAGCAUUGGCCAUAACAGAAAAAGAGCAAACGGGUGAAAUGAAAAUUUCACUCCGUUAACAAAUAGGUGGGGGAGAACACUGUUAAUAAUGGCGGCCAAAAAUGAACAUAUUUUUAAUUUCUACUGUAUUUUGUUUUCUUUAUAUAAACAAAGAAGUUGCCUUGAAAAAAACUCUUGAACUAUAAGUAGUUCAUAAAAUGGAUGGAUAGAAUGGUUGCCAAGAUGUUAAUGAGGAUGUCAAUCCAAAUUUUUCUUUACAGUGUUUUAUGCACCCCCUGUGAGAUGGAUCACAGCAUUUGGAUAAAUUUUGUGUUUUUGGAAGAUGAAAUCCACCUAUUUCUAUUCAUCUUGCAAGGCAGCCAUUUUGGCACUUGUUAGAAAAUGACAUUAAAAACGACUAUUUUACAGCAAGUGACAAAAUGGCCGCCACCUGAGAUGGAUGAAAAAUGCGGUGCAUUUUGCUGCUAAAUUCCAAAAGCGCAAUAUCAAUUGGAUUAUCAUGUAUAGGUUUGUGAGGUCGUUUAAACAAUUGCAAAGAAAAUAUUUGUGUUGAGUUCCCCUUUAAUGUGUGUCGUCAACAACGGACACUAAAUUCUGUCGUAUUUGCUGCCUUCACUCUUCUUUUCUCAUCCCUGAUUUAAUAAAGAAGCAAAUCAAGA